GUAAAGAGCAGGUACGAGAAGAGUUUCGGUUCGCUGGGUUAUAUCACUUAGGCUAUACGUGUCAUAGAUAAGGAAAUGCCUUGAACUAUUAUGGGCCUCGAUGUAGGUCAAGGGAGCAGUGAGAAAGAUAUUUGCAUGCAGCUUGAAGCAAACGCGGAUCUCUAGUGUUGAUUCGGGCAGAGAAAAUGUCUCAGGCAAAGGGCAAAAAGCUAAUCAACACAGUAGAAAGAUGUGUUGAUGAUAGCUUGGAAGGUUUUGUUGCUGUCAAUCCUGGUGCUAGACUUUUACAAGGCCAUCGGGUUGUGGUCAGGUCUGACAUUGAAGAAUAUAAAGCAUCUGGGAAAGUUGCUGUAAUUUCUGGAGGAGGGUCUGGUCAUGAACCAGCACAUCCAGGUUAUGUGGGGCGUGGUAUGCUGAGUGCUGCAGUAUGUGGAGCAGUAUUUGCCUCUCCUCCACCAAACAGCAUUCUGGCAGGAAUCAGGGCAGUAGGAAAAGGAAACAAAGGUGGUGUUUUGCUGGUUGUGAAAAACUACACUGGGGACAGGAUCAACUUUGGCCUGGCAGCAGAAAGAGGGAAAAGUGAAGGAAUAAAAGUGGAUAUGGUAGUAAUAGGGGAGGACUGUGCUCUAACUUCACAUGAUAAAACGGCUGGAAGAAGGGGGUUAGGUGGAACUAUAUUUCUGCAUAAGCUUGCAGGGGCCCUAGCUGAAGAGGGAAGACCACUGGAAGAAAUUGUUAGAAUAUGUACUGAAGCAACACAAAAUAUGGGUACAAUUGGCAUAGCCUUGUCUCCAUGUAGCCUUCCUGGUCAGGGACCUACAUUUCAGCUUGGAGAAGAUGAGAUGGAACUUGGCUUAGGAGUCCAUGGCGAAGCAGGGGUGAAGAGAAUGAAGUUGUUAACAGCCAAGGAAACAGUGGAAGCUAUGAUUGCCCACAUGACCAACAAGAACAGCAGCACACAUCUUGACAUAAAUAAAGGAGACAAAGUUGCAGUGCUUGUUAACAACCUUGGUGGAACAUCUGUGUUGGAGCUAACUUUAAUGGCAGGGGAAGUAAUUCGUAGUAUAGAAAAUAAGGGUGUGUUGGUACAGAGAGCUUUCUGUGGGUCAUUUAUGACAUCUUUAGAAAUGGCAGGUGUCAUCGUCACUGUAAUGCACCUUAAUGAUGUCAGAGCCAAAUGCUUGGAUGCCGCCACCAGUGCUCCUGGCUGGUCACCCCCAUUCCUUGCACCAGGUAUGACCAAUAGAGAAACCCCAGAGAGAAUGCCAGCCGACGAUGCUGACCUGUCUGAUAUGAUAGUGACCAGUGGGGAAGGACUCACUGUGGAUGCAGAUACAGGAAAGUUGCUGUACAGUAUCCUCAAGGCAAUAUGUGAGACACUGAUAAGUCAAGAGAGCUCCCUGAACCAGCUGGACUCCCAGACAGGAGAUGGAGAUUGUGGCUCAACACUCAAGGCUGGGGCUGAAGGAAUUCUGAAGUAUCUAGGCACUGAGACAUCCCCAGGUCUUCCAGUUACACACCCUCAAAACCUGCUCCUGUCUUUAGCAUGCUUGGUGGAAAGAUGGAUGGGAGGCUCAUCUGGAGCUAUGUACAGCUUGUUUGUGACAGCCGCUGCUGCAGUUGUAGCUCAUGACGUUAGUGCUACAGGGUGGUGUUCAGCUUUCCAAAAAGGCAUGCAGGCUAUCUCCAAAUAUGGUGGGGCAGAGCCAGGAGAUAGGACUAUGCUCGACUCCAUGAAUGCCGCCUACAAUACUCUUGUGGCUAAUUUGUCCAGCUCAUCUCCAAUAGAUGCCUUUGAAGCUGCAGUGAAGGCAGCAGAACAGGCAGCAGCAGACACUGCAAACAUGACAGCCCGUGCUGGCCGUGCUAGCUAUGUCAGCAAAGACCUGCAAACGCAGCCAGAUGCUGGGGCUGUGGCAGUUUCUGUGUGGUUGAAAGCAAUUUAUCUCACACUGAAGAAGUCGUGAAUAAGUUGGAAAAUUGCUCAAUUGAUUCUGAAAUAUUGGCAUUUAGGAUCAUGUAUGGCACAAAUCUGUGAAAAAAAGCAGAGCUGAUUACUCUAAUUUUUGACAUACAGCUAAAUUCUAGUCUUCCUUAUGAAGUGGUCAUAUAUACCUCAUUUGUAACUUCUCAUAUACUUACUGGAUUGUUAUUUAUGAAAUUAACUCUAUUAACAUUGACUUAAGUAAAACUUGUAUUGAAUUAUAAAACAAAUGUGAUGAGAAAUUACCGGUAUGUAUUUCAUGUUUGAAAUGUCAAACAACAUAUUAGUAUUAAUUCAUAAUUUUAUGAUAUUGCAAUUUUAUCUACUUAUUAAAUAACUUUGAUGUAUACUUUAUUUUUAAUCAUCUAUGAUACAAGUAGCCGUUGUAAAAUGAAGGUGCUUGCACUGCAGAGUCAAGUGAAACACAUCACAGUAUUAAAUCAUUUGUUAGGGAAUUACUCUGCAAUUUUGAUGUUCCAUAAUAUUAAAACAGGGCUUCUUUAAAUACCAAAGAAAAGGAGUGAAAACUUACCAAAACAGUAUAAAAUAAAGACAAAUGAAAAUGGUGAAUUCAUGUGUUCAUUUAAAUGAAAAAAAAGAUCACUUGGGAAAUAAACUAAACAAUGUUUCAGAUAGUGCCAUGGUCAUUUUGUGU
Messenger RNA from Lingula anatina, 2639 nucleotides. RefSeq names its product triokinase/FMN cyclase. Gene Ontology annotation, cellular component: cytosol. Gene Ontology annotation, molecular function: ATP binding; glycerone kinase activity. The record is from RefSeq and is a predicted model, not a curated record. Lineage: Eukaryota; Metazoa; Brachiopoda; Lingulata; Lingulida; Lingulidae. Gene Ontology annotation, biological process: glycerol catabolic process.